UCUCUAAUUCAAUGGAGCUAGAGGAUAGCGUUUUAAAUUUCUCUGAUGAAGACGAGAGCUUUGAGGAUGAUGAAGAUGUUAAAAUGAAUGAUAUUGAGGAAGGAGAACUGGUUGAGAAGAUUUCCAAGACUGGAUUAGAGGAAACUGGUGGUGCAUGUGCCAACUCUGAAACUCCUCUUCCAGGCAAAAAAAAUCGGAGACGCAGGAAGAACAAGGGGAAGAACAAACGAAAGAGAGUCUCUUCAGGUCCAAUCACAGACAUUAACAGAUUUGUUUUGGAUGUCGGAAGACGUUUGAAAGAGAGGAAAUCUUAUCUUAUAUGGAAUGCAGUUGGUUGUCUCGGCCUAUCUGCUUUGAGUGAUCUUGUCAAAGAGGUGGAUGCAAUUCAGACUUGUGGCGGCCAGAAGACUGCUGAUGGCAGGCGUUUCCGAACAGGUGGUGGAAUAUUGUGGAGCAUCCUUAAAGUACGAGAUCCAAAUGCAUACAAAGAGAUAAUGAAGAAAGGGAAGGAGUUUGAGAAGCAGUUUAAGCAGGCUAAUCUCAAGCAAGAACUGCUCCAAAACAAAGAAGCUUCUUUGGAGAGAUCUAGUCAGACAAUGGGAGACGAGAUUACAGCUAGUUCUUCAGAUGUUUUGCUGCAGCAAGAACCUGUUGAACAGUCAAAUAGUGGAGCCAAACAUGCAUCUGUUCAUGAUAGAAUAAGGAUGCCUGUCACGUAUGAUGAUCUAUUCGAUGAAGCAACUGAUGAAGGAAAGGAUUCAAAGGAUCCGUUGGCUUUAAUAAUGCCUUCAGAAAAAAGCUCAUAUGAUGUGGUGGAGGGAGGUUAUCCUAAGGGUAUAUAAAGUUUGCGCGAGUUACAAAUUACAAUCAGCUAAGACUAGGGGAUUUAAGAAAUGAAUCAACUUGAUUUUUUUGAUAAAGCCUCAUAUUACAGCUUGUCAAGUUGAAUUUCAUUUGUGAACACCGUGGGCAUUGUCUGCCCUUUCAUUUUGCUCAUCAUCUUAUUCUCAGUAAAUACAUAUAUGUUUGCAGCGGAC
Solanum verrucosum is the source of this 1037-nucleotide messenger RNA. RefSeq lists its product as uncharacterized. The record is from RefSeq and is a predicted model, not a curated record. NCBI's taxonomy places the organism in Eukaryota, Viridiplantae, Streptophyta, Magnoliopsida, Solanales, Solanaceae. The transcript is spliced from 4 exons. Bases 12 to 842 code for a protein of 276 amino acids. Gene Ontology annotation, biological process: snRNA export from nucleus.